AUGGAGAGUAGUCAUCUUCUUCUGACACGCACUUGCUGCUGCUGUUCAUUCUCACUUCAAUCUUCAUCAAUUCUCCAUUUCCCAACCUCUCGUUCCUUCCGAUUCCGACGCAAUUCAACAAUCUCUUCCAACAAUUCUUCUUCAUUACCCGACGCUACUUUUCCUAUUCCAUCUAGAGGGACUAAGGUUGCUGCCACGGAUUUAUCUCUUGCGGUCAAGAAGAAAGCAGCAGAUGUAUCCCCUGAGUUGAAAGGCUCUUCCAUAUUUUUGGUUGGUAUGAAAAGUUCUCUUAAAACCAAUCUAGGAAAACUGCUGGCUGAUGUGUUGCGAUAUUAUUAUUUUGACAGCGAUAAUUUGGUGGAAGAAGCUAUAGGCGGUGCAUCAGUUGCAAAAUCUUUCAAAGAGAGUGAUGAAGCAGGGUUCCAUGAGUCUGAGACUGAAGUGCUUAAGCAAUUGUCGUCUAUGGGUCGACUAGUGGUUUGUGCUGGAAAUGGUGCUGUUCAAAAUAAAACUAAUUUGGCACUCCUGAGACAUGGGAUUACUUUGUGGAUAGAUUUGCCUUUAGACAUUGUGGCCAGGGAUGUAAUCGAAAAUCAGAGUCAAUUUCCUUCAUUCGAGAUAUCUACUUCAGGAACUUACCCAGAGGUAAUGGAUGAACUGGGUGCUCUACACAACGAGUACAAAAAUGGAUACGCCACAGCUGAUGCAAUUAUUUCACUUCAAAAAGUAGCUUCUCUGUUGGGUUAUGACAACUUAGAUGACAUUACAGCAGAGGACAUGGCUUUGGAGGUUCUUGGGGAGAUUGAGAAGUUGACUAGAGUAAAGAGGAUGAUGCAAGAAGCUGCAAGGCCAUUUUAA
Messenger RNA from Vicia faba (fava bean), 858 nucleotides. NCBI's taxonomy places the organism in Eukaryota, Viridiplantae, Streptophyta, Magnoliopsida, Fabales, Fabaceae. The record is from the annotation of a GenBank genome assembly.